Molecule: messenger RNA, 1587 nt
Organism: Mucor velutinosus
Lineage: Eukaryota; Fungi; Mucoromycota; Mucoromycetes; Mucorales; Mucoraceae
Exons: 4
Coding region: 1-1587 (528 amino acids)
Molecular function (GO): oxidoreductase activity
Source: RefSeq, a predicted model, not a curated record
AUGAAAGACAAAAAACAAAUCAACAUUGCGGUCAUCGGCUCUGGAUUGGCCGGGUUAUCCACUGCUUAUCUGCUAGAGAACAGCCAGCAUAACAACAUCAAUGUGCAUUUAUUCGAAAAGAACGCCUCUGUCGGUAUGGAUGCUGCCUCCAUAUCCGUUGGACCAGAGAAAGACUUUAGAAUCGAUGUCCCAAUGCGUUCAUACAUGUCUGGCUACUACUCACACCUAUUCAGAUUGUACCAGCAUUUAAACAUUCCGGCUAAAAAGGCCAAGUUUAGCUUUGGGUGGUAUCGCAUCAUGCAAUCCAAAUCAAAACCAUUGUGCAAGAAUAUGGACCCAAGCCAGGUUGCAUCCUAUACGACGAAUGACUCCUAUCUAGUAUACAGUGGUGCACGUACUGUGGGCCAUUUGGAUAUGGUCAAAUCAUCGACAUCCUCCACCAUGCUGGACUUUAUUGGAGACAUUGGCCGAUUCAUAUGGAGAUCGUUUGUGGUUGCCUUUUCGUACCUAUGGCUUAUGUUCAUUUCGCUGUGGAUGUACUAUCGCGGCCAUCUUCACAACCCCCAUCAUCCCAUCUGCAACAUGACACUAGGCCAAUUUUUCAAGACUUACCACGUUCAUUCAUACUUUGCGCAUGAGAUAUUCGUGCCAUUAUUCGCAGCUGUUUGCACCAAUUCGUAUCAAUCCAUGUUGAGCUAUCCAGCAUCAGAUAUCUUAGAAUAUAUGGCAAUGGGCUUGUUUCAGGAAUCAUAUGUUGCUGGUUUCGGUGUACAGCAGGUGGUGAAGAAUAUCUCGACUCCAUUACAGAAUGUGCAUUUAGAAACGCAAAUCACCAGCAUCAAACCCAACGUAAAGCCUCAGCAUCGCUUCGAACUUACAGACGAGCACGAUCAAGUGUACGACAUUGACCACAUUGUAUUCGCUACUCAAGGCAACCAAGCCCUCUCCAUGCUGAAUGAAUACGUUUCGUCGCUCAAGCAAGAACAAGAGGAAUCAUUUGAAUCAUGGAAAGCUGCACGCGAACCCAUGAUGAAGAGUGUGCAAGCUCAAAUGGACAUGCUGCAAACCUUUUGUUACGACACUGCGCUUGUCAUUAAUCACACUGAUACAAGAUUACUCCCCUCUGAUCAGAGCAAUUGGAAGGCGCUUAAUUUAGCCAUUGUAGACAAAAGUGUGGAUCCCGGACACAGCGACCUCAUUGUGCCUUAUCCCCAUGACACGACUAUGGCCACGCACAUCAUCAACUUAACACAUAGCAGUUUGAAGAAAAAAACGGAUCAUCUCUACAUGCAAACCACCAACCCUUGCGUGGCUGUGGAUCCCAAGAAGGUGCUAUCUGUUGCUUGGUUUGAGCGUGCUACUGUGACAUUGGAAUCCAAGAAAGCCUUACAGCAGUUGUUCAGUGUAGAUAAAGACACAAAUGAAAUAUCAUUAGGAGCAUGUCAAGGCAAGAAUGGCAUCUGGUUUGUUGGUUCGUAUUGUUGGAAGGGGAUUCCUUUGCUAGAGGGUUGUGUUGCGAGUGCAGAAUACGUGGUGACAAAGGGCAUUGCUUCUGCUGAGGGAAUCGAGAUCCAAGCGCCAUGGUAA